Molecule: messenger RNA, 807 nt
Organism: Botrytis fragariae
Lineage: Eukaryota; Fungi; Ascomycota; Leotiomycetes; Helotiales; Sclerotiniaceae
Product: putative major facilitator superfamily transporter protein
Exons: 2
Coding region: 1-807 (268 amino acids)
Biological process (GO): transmembrane transport
Molecular function (GO): transmembrane transporter activity
Source: RefSeq, a predicted model, not a curated record
AUGGAUUUGAGAUAUUGGAAUAAAACAAUACAAACAUCCCACCGACAAACACGCAGCUUAAGUACUCCAUUCCCACACCUCCUAAUACAAUGGAGGAAAUCCAUGCUUCUCAGCCUGCAACUGCGCUGUCAACGCCACAGCCGAAUUAAAACCACUAUCAAUCGCAGCCGGGGUAGCCUUAUAUACAAUCCAGCCAUGAUCAUUGAAAUUGCACUAUCAAUUGCUGGAGCUGCUUUACUCACUACCAUCAACCUACAUUCUUCUACAGCAAGAAUUGCCCGUUAUCAACUUGUGUACGGCAUUAGAAUUGGGUUUGGAUUUGGUCAACUAAGUUAUAUCGUUCAAACCCUAUUACCGGAAAAAGAUGUUCCCAUCGGUGUGACAUUUAUAACAAUUGUCCAAAAUCUCAGUGCCUCAAUCUUCGUGGCAGUAGCACAAAGCAUUUUCCAAGGGGAGAUGCACAAGCGUCUUGAACCGCUUCUGCAACAGUCUUCCAACCCGUCUUCUAUCUUGCUGUCUGCCUUACUCAAAAUCCUGUCAUCAUUGCCACCAGAAACUGAAGAGACAGCAAAGACCGCCAUUAGUGAUUCCAUAAUCCGGGCAUUUUGUGUAUCGCUGGCGUUAAGUUGUGUAUCUGUUGUUGGCGCUUUUGCUAUCAAGUGGGUUCCUAUGCAAGACCCUGCCAAGCAAGACCUUGUUAAGCAAGAUAAAUCGUCCCCUGAAGAGACCACGCAGAAUAGAAGAGAAGGUGUAAAAGAAAAUGAAAAGCAAGGUAAAAAGCAAGAUGGGAAUAUCACUGCAGCUUAG